AUGAAAUCAACAAUAUUCAAUCCAACUGCAAGUAAUAGUUAUAUUUUAUAAAUUUUACUAAUCUUUUUCAGUUUCUUAGAUUUCAGAUACAAGUUAUAAAAUCGAUCGAAGAAGACUUCAUAUAAUACAACAGAUUAUGCAAUCAUCGGAAGAAGAUUUAUUUUUUAAAAAUUAUAUUUAUGUAUUUGUAUAAAUAGAAUGAAUAAAAAUCAUUAAAUUUUUUUGUAAAAAUAUUAGGCUAUAUUAGAUUUAAUUACGCUAUAGAUGAUCUUAGGUUGGGUAUUGUGUUGUUGUCAUGUCGUGUUGUGUUGUUUUAUGAUAUUUUUAAAUUGCUUAUUAGAUUUAAGCUUAGCUACAGUUGAUAUUUGGGUACAUAAGACACGUCAGUGUCUAAGUGCAUGCAUUGUUAAGGAUAGUUAAUAUUAAUUUAAGUGGGAUAAGUAAAAUUUUUUGAGACACAUAUUUGUUUAAACUUUUAUAACUACUGUUAUAUAGUCGAAGUUGUUUCUCAUAUAGAAUUAUAUAGUUAGUUUAAGUUUUAGUAUAAUUUUCAGUACUAUUUUCAUAGAAAAGAUUUUCUUUGUAGCUUCUUUAUUGUUUGAUUUGCACAAUAGUUAAAGCAUUGAGCGUUUUGAAAACGUACAGUAAAAGAAAUAUUUGUUCAUAGAUUUAUUUUAAAUUAGUAAAUUUUUGUUUGAAAAAGGAGGGUGGAUAGAAUGGGUCUCCACUCAUAGCAGGUGGUGAGAACUGGGCAAUCAAUAUUACUCGAUAUAUAAUUACAAAUUACAUUAUUAUAUAGCUAAACAGUUAAUUUUAUAACUGAUACAGUAAUUAAUUAUAUAACAAUUAAUGUGAGCUGAUUAGCUGCGAUUUCGAAUAGGUGUUUGUAUAGAUGUAGGUAUCCAUUAGAUGAAAAAUAAAUAACAUGUAGUUUUGAUAUAUGGGUAACUAAUUUGUAAGUGUAUGGAAAAUAUUUAAUCCGAAUUUGUGUGUACAUUUUUUAUGCAAGUCUAGGAUUAAUUAAUUAUUUCUUCUGCAACGAUUAUGCCUGAAAACGAGAGGGUUGUUCUUUCUCCUUUGUUUUAAUCCCUCUUAUACCGAGACUUUUGAUACAAUUUAUUCAAGCUGAUAGGUUCUUUAAUUUCUAGAAGUUCAGAAUAAUCAACCCUUCGAUCGUUUUACUUGAUAAUUCUCUAAAUCACCGUUGUUCAAGCAUAGAAAGCUAAAAAAUCAAUGAUUUUUUGCUUGUCAAUAUUUCAGAACAUGGAACAUGAAGUCCCAUAAAAUGUGGUCAAUUGCUAACAAUUACAUAUACGUCCGUAGAUAUGUUAGUUUUCAAUUUAAUUUUCAAUUGAUAUAGUAGUUUUAUUCACAAAUAUGAUAAUUUUAGAGAUAACAGUUUAUAUCAUAUUUUAUAUUAUAUUAUAUUAUAUUUUAUAUUAUAUUUUAUAUUAUAUUUAUAUUAUAUCUAUAUUAAAAAAAAAACAAAAAAAGAAUUAUAUUAUAUCUAUUUAUAUCGUAUCUAAAUUAAGAAAAAACAAAAAGAGGAUCAUUAAAUAUAACGAAGGUUAUUUAAUAAGUAAAAUAAUUUUGAUUUCAACUUACUGUUAACAAAUAAUAUAUUAUAAAUUUAUAAAUAAUGUUUAAGAUAAUGUGUUGAAUGUAUAUCAAUCUUCCUCGAAAGUAAUAAUUAGUGAGAACAUUUAUGAAUAAGACAGUCGACAGUUUCAUGUUGAAAUCAUGUUGAGGAUGUCGGGAAUUAUCUAUUUGAUGACUUUUAAUGCAAACAAUAUACAUUUCACUGUCUUAAUAAUUUAAAUAGUUAAUCUGUAUAUUAGUUGUAAUUUUAUCUCUGCGUGUAAAAUACAUCGAAGCUAAAACUAUGGACGAACAGAGUAUUAAACGAAGAGGUUAUUACUCGGAAAUCGUCACAGGUAUGUAAUUAACGAUCGACUUGAGCUAUUCGUAGCAAACAAUUAACUCCAUUUCCUGAAUUUUUAAAAAUUCACUUAAUCAAUGCUUCGCUCUCUAUAUCUAAUAUUUCUCUAUAUCUAAUCUUUCUAUAUCUAGAAUUUCUUUAACAAUUGGGCCACUGAAUGACGAAAUCUUUUUCAAUCCAAAAUUGACGAAUCAUUUUGUUAAAAAGAGCCAACGUAAAAACAUACUACUUUAUGCCUUUUGUUUUUUGUACUGAAUGAAAGUUACACCUGUAAUCUAAAAUUACACCUGCAUUGAUAAAAAUUUCUUAGCAUUCUUCUUUGAAAUUCCUUUUAGAAUUUAAACUCGAAUGUUUAUUUGACAUGUAAAAGAAAUUUUAAUGAAGAAUUUUUAUCAAUCUCUUUGCUUUCUGUUUUACGAGUAAGUUCACUUCGAUGAAACUAACUGAAUUGGCGUACAGGCACUCGAGAAUGUCCUGUUAAACCGGAAGUGGCCCUUCUGACAACUGUACCAAGAAGAACGAAGCUCGCCUGGCAAGUUUCUACCGAGCAUCAUAGCGCCCAUGUCAGACAAUUACAGGAUCAAGAAACGUAUAAUUUCCUCGGCGAAGCUAAAAGAUGGAUGAGCUUUCCGGAAGAUCGAUCAAUUUCGUUUCCAGCGGCGACGUUUGUUCCAAAAGUGCAAAUGCAACUAAACGUAGAGCCCAAAAAUAUUCCACGAAACGUCGAAAUGGAGAGGCGACGCAGAUUAUACAAGAAUUUGAAAAUCGAAAAUGCUUUCGAGGAAAUGGGUGUUUCACCAAAAGAGAUGUUGCCUCCGUCUGCCGUGUUACCAUUACUAACGUAUGAAGAGAUAUAUAGUUUAUUCAGCACGGUGCAUUUUCUUCCUCUGGAAAUUUUUGACGACGAGGAAUACGAUUGCCGAACGGCAGAAGAUUGGAUAAAUCUCGGUGUUAUCGAUGGAAAGCAUUAUCCGCUACCAGCCACCGUUUUUGUUCCAAGAUUUCGAUCCGAGAACGAGAUGUUUCCUCUCGAGGAUGAUCAGUUGAACAACUUGUUCGUUUGGACUAACGCUGCCAUUACUCACUACAAUCACGAGAGGAAAUUGUGGAGCGUACUCACGCUCGAUGGUAGAAAACGGAAAUUUAAGAUACCGAGGAUCUAUAUUCGAUUCUUCGCGGAAGAUCCUCGGAACUAUGUGAAGAGAUUGAAGGUGGCCAUUGAACAUAGACGGACUGCUGAAGCUUCUAUAAAGUACAAUUUUUAUUUGGACUGUAUGCUAAUGGAGGGCAUGGAAACGUUGAAUGAAAAAGAAAAAGAAAAUAUCAUCCGUUUGGUUGGGAAUAAUUUCAGACUAAAACACAGGCAUGUAAUACUGCUGAUGGAAGAAAUCUGCUUGGAUUAUCAACGAACAAUGUGCGAUCUCAUGUGGAGGCAGAUGAUACAGCGAAAUCCAGAAAUGUUUAAAUUCAUCACAUGGGUGCCCGAUGUUGAGCCCAUAAAGGUGCCAGAAAAAAGCAAGAUUGAUACAGGCAUGAAAAACUUUCUGAAAGUAAGAGAAUCCACUCAUUGGACAACACUGUACGUUCACGAAGAAGUAUGCGAAGCUGUGACGUGUAUCAUGGCCGAAUGUAUGCUUGUAUCCUCGAUGAAUUUAUUCGUUACUUCUUAUGGGAAACAAAUAAAAUUGUCAGAGUUCGAAGAUCUACAGAACCAAGCAACUACUACGAUUAUUAAAUAUUUGAAAGAACCAUGGUUGGAGAAAAUUACGCAAUCAGUCAGAAUGUGUUUGAGGGAUCUUGGAAAAGGUUGGUUUAAUCUCGAACAAAAGGAUCACGAGGUGUAUAACGUGAUGAAAUUAAAGCGUUUCAUGAAUCUCACCACUUUUUGUAUGCAGUACGCAUUGCGGAUUCUGGUGGAAAAUUCGAUCAAGCUGUUCGGAGAUAUUCUGGAGGGUCCAGCCUUAUGUCUCUUGGAUGUCGAAGAGUCGUUUUCCUGGGGAAAUGAUCUCACUGACAGCCAAUUUAAACCCGCUGCCAAUCCCAUUUUCCUUAUUGACCUUCAAAUGGAUGAGCAGAAACCAGAUUACACAACAAAUCCAGACAAAUUUGUAGAAAGCAUCGUUACUUUGUACGACAAUGCGCUGGUCGCCUGCCACCAAAUCAGACAGGUACAUCCUUUUCUACUUCCGAGGUUGAAGUUCCCGGCAAACGUUUUUCUAAGUUCCGUCGGAUUACUUGAAGAUAAAGUGUGCAAUGUUCGCGACCGAUUGAGAAUAGCUUAUCAGAAGUCGACGAUACCGUUAAAAGCGUAUGCGAAGGAGUACAGUCGAUAUCAGUCGUUCUUCAAUCUCAACAUCCCGAAGGAGUUGAAGCAGGAAGAGCUUAGCACGCUGGAGAUAAAGGAGGAAACUGCAUUUCAUAUCACAAUGAAAGAGAAUCUUGAAGUUACUUUGCCCAAUACUAUUCCUAUCGGACCAUUCAUGGUGAAUGUCCGUCCUUUGAAGGUCUUUUUGAUGCAGAAAAGGAACGAAUGCGCUACAGGAUUGCUACUUAUGUUCACGGAAAAGUUACGAACGGAAGUGGACGAUAUAUUGAAGGAAUAUCGGCAAAUACGGUACAGAUUGAAGGAAGUGCCGCAAAGUAUCGAGCACAUAUUCGAGAUACGCGAUUGGAUGGAGACAAUACCACUUCGAGUUGAGAAUCUCGAAGAGAGAAUGAACAAAUUGAAAUUAGAUUUCGACGUUCUUGAUAGUUUCCUUUGGAACAUAUCGGACGACGAUUUCCAGGCGAAAUGGGAAGUGAUCGGUUCUCCACUUCAAAUUGAGAACGAGAUCAAAGAAACGAACGAACGAUUGGUGGAAGAGCAGGAGAAGUUUUACAGAAUCCAGCUGCAGGACGAGGUCUUACUGCAAGAGAAAAUAGAUACUCUAGUAAGCAAUGUGGCAAAUAUCUCUCUUCAAACGGAUAUUCAUCGCGUACACGAGACUGCACUCGAUGUGAAGAGAGUUUGGAAAGCCAUGGUCGACUGUCGAGAAAUGGGUCUGCUGCUUAAUGAACGGCAAAAACUGUUUGGCAUGAAAGUGGUGCCUUUCGAACAUCUACACAAGCUAAUGAGAGACUUUGAACCAUACAGAAAUUUGUGGAUCACCGCUUCAGACUGGCUUAAAUGGUACGAUAUAUGGAUGGACAAUCCGUUGAUGAAUGUUGAUGGCAGUCAAAUCGAUAUUCUGGUUGCUGAUAUGUAUCGAGUAAUGACCCGAGCGAUUAGAACGUUCCAAGAAUUCCCGAAGGUACAGGCAAUAGCAAUUGCAAUAAAGGAGCAAAUAGACGAAUUCAAGCCUUAUAUUGGUCUCAUACAAGCCCUUCGAGAACCAGGAAUGAAAGACCGUCAUUUCGAGAAACUGAGCGCGCAAACUGGAAUACAAAUGGCUCUUAAACCAGCCAUAACGUUUAAAUCCUUGUUAAUACUUGGUAUCCAGGAAUUUGAAGAAUUAGUGAAAAUUGUUGCUGACAUUGCAGCCAAAGAAUACGCCACUGAACGGACAUUGAAUAAAAUGAUUGAAGAGUGGGAAACGAUUGUUCUGGAGCUACUACCAUACAAAACCACUGGAACUUAUAUAAUAAAGGUUGCAGAAGAAAUUAUAAUGCUGCUAGAGAACCAUAUACUCAGCGUACAACAGCUUGCAUUCAGCCCAUUGAAAACCGUUUUCGAGGACGAGAUCAAUGAGUGGGAACGUAAAUUAAAGUUGACGCAAGAGGUACUAAUCUUAUGGAUAGAAGUACAAAGAGACUGGAUGUACUUGGAGCCAAUAUUUACUUCAGAGGAUAUUAAUGUUCAAUUGCCAGUGGAAACUAGGAAAUACAAUGCCAUGGAGCGAAACUGGAGACGUAUCAUGAGGAAUGCUUAUGAGAAUCCCUAUAUUAUGAAAAUAUGCCCCGACAACAGUCUCCUCGAGAGCCUUCAAGAGUGCCAAAGUCUUCUGGAAGUAGUGCAAAAAGGUCUAUCCAAUUACCUGGAAGUGAAACGAAAAAUUUUCCCUCGAUUCUACUUCCUUAGCGACGACGAACUUCUGGAGAUCCUUGCCCAAGCGAAGAAAGUACAAGCGGUGCAACCGCAUCUCAGGAAAUGUUUCGAGAACAUUCAAGAAGUAAGGUUCGAAGAGGAUCUGCAGAUCACCCGGAUGUACUCAGCCGAGAGAGAGGAAGUGGUGCUUCAUCCACCGAUGUAUCCAGUGAGAAGCGUCGAAUAUUGGCUGGGUGAUUUGGAGACUGUGAUGCGAAACACUAUUAGGAAAGUUAUCGAAAAAGCUCUAUCGCUUGUCAAAGAGAUUCCAAAGAAAAUAUGGGUGUACAUGUGGCCGGGACAGGUGACUCUUUGCUGUGGUCAAACGUAUUGGACUGCACAAGUAGAAAAUGGAAUCCGUACGAAAACGCUCUCCAACUACUACCAGGAGUUGCUGGGAUAUAUGGACGAUUUACGUGAAUUAGUGCGAGACCCACAAACCGAAAUUCAGAGAUUAACGUUGGAGGCAGUAAUUACUAUUGAGGUGCACGCGCGCGACGUGCUGUACAAAUUGUUGCAAGAAAAAGUAUCGAACGUAAACGAUUUUGACUGGAUCUCACAGCUACGGUAUUACUGGAUGAAUGAUGACUUGAAAGUGCGUGCCGUGAAUGCAGAAUUUCCGUAUGGAUACGAAUAUUUGGGAAAUACCGGAAGACUCGUUAUCACCCCUUUGACUGAUCGAUGCUAUUUGACAUUAACUGGAGCGUUACAUUUGAAAUUCGGUGGUGCACCGGCUGGUCCUGCAGGCACUGGUAAAACGGAAACCACAAAGGACCUCGCGAAAGCAUUCGCCAUACAAUGUGUCGUAUUUAAUUGUUCUGAUCAGUUGGAUUUUAUGUCGAUGGGGAAAUUCUUCAAAGGUCUUGCUAGAUUCAUCUUCGAAGCAGAUGAAAUUGUGCUGAAGCCAUCCUGCGCGGUAUUCAUCACUAUGAAUCCCGGUUACGCAGGUCGAACUGAAUUACCAGACAAUUUGAAAGCCUUGUUCCGCCCUGUAGCUAUGAUGGUACCGGAUUACGCACUAAUCGCUGAAAUUUCAUUAUUUUCAUACGGUUUUACUGAGGCGAAAAGCUUAGCUGGGAAAAUAACGACAACGUUUAAAUUAAGUUCGGAACAAUUAAGCACGCAGGAUCAUUAUGACUUUGGAAUGCGUGCGGUGAAAACGGUGAUAGCUGUGGCAGGGAAUUUGAAACGGGAACAAAAGGAUUUAAAUGAACAACAGAUUUGCUUACUUGCUUUGAGAGACGUGAACGUUCCAAAGUUUUUAAAAGAUGACCUGACAUUGUUUAAUGGUAUUGUAUCUGAUUUAUUCCCACGUUUGGAAGAGAAAUACGUAGACCACGGAAUUUUGGAAAUAGAGAUUCGUGCGGCCAUUGUGAAAAACAACCUAGAAGAAGUUGAUGUGGUACCUGGUCAUGCUUUUCAAUACCUUACGCAGCAAUUGUUGCAAGCAACGCCUGAACGUGAUGCCGCACAUCGCGUACAGUAAGAAAUUAAUGCUGAAGUUGGUGUAG
Molecule: messenger RNA, 7513 nt
Organism: Heterotrigona itama
Lineage: Eukaryota; Metazoa; Arthropoda; Insecta; Hymenoptera; Apidae
Source: the annotation of a GenBank genome assembly